UUUACCUCUGUGGCCUAGACCUUCACUGACCAACUGAACAUAAGAUGAGAUAGGAUGAUAUUUUCCAGUCAAGAGGUGAUUUAUUGAAGUCAUAAAUUAGUAAGAUAAUGCAAAAUUCCGUUGGCCGAUAGUUGCACCGUCAUAUGGCCUUUGUCCAUACAGUCCUUCCUGAUAGAAGAUUUGUUUGCGGACGACUCACAGCUCAACUAGUGUUUUAUCAGCACCGCUCCACAGUCAUCUCCUCUUGUCUUUAGCUCGGAGUUUGAAGAGGAGAAUCCACCAUGUGUUGUACAGGAAAAUGUGCUCGUCUGGUGGGACUGAUCCUUCUGCCUUCAGCCUUCAUUUGUAUGAUCUCCAAUGUGCUGCUUUUUUUCCCUAAUGGAGAGAAGCUGGAGACUAACCAGAUCACACUACAAGUCUGGCUCCUGGGAGGGUUCCUAGGGGGUGGACUUUUUAUGCUAUGUCCCAGCUGUUCUGCAAUCCGAGCCGGGGGCAAAGGUUGCUGUGGAGCUGGUUGCUGUGGGAACCGUUGCCGUAUGCUGAAUUCUGUUUUCUGCUCAGCUUUUGGAGUGCUAGGAUCCAUCUACUGUUUAAGUGUGUCCUCUGCAGCCAUGGCUAUUGGGCCAAAGUGUGAGGUGUCUACAGGGGAAUGGAUUUACCCCUUUGAAAACACUGGGACGGGAAACGGCAGUUACCUUGUGAACCAGGAUCUAUGGACUGAGUGUAAGUUCCCUGAAAAUGCUGUGAUGUGGCACGUGGUCCUCUUCUCCAUCCUCCUCUCCAUGGGCGCUCUGCAGCUGGUGCUCUGUGGUAUCCAGGCUGUCAACGGCUGCAUUGGCUGCAUCUGUGGGGAUUGCAGAGACAGGAAAGAGGACGAAGGUGGACUGUGAAGAUGGAUGGUGUAAUAUGAACUCAAGAUUUUCAUUAUCAAACCUCAAGUAGGUCUGUCACGAUAACAAAUUUUGAAGCACGAGAAAUAUUGCGAUAAACGAUAAAACUGACCCUACACAAAGCAGGUUAAUACCAGUAAACCUAUUUUUAAAUAUAAUAUAUCAUUAAUAAGCCUAAGCGGCAACAAAUUAAUAGCAGAAUGUAUUGUAUUACAUAAAAAUGUCAAAAAUUGCCCCACUUUUGCUAAGAAAUUAUAUAAAUACUUUCAUAUAUUGAACAAUAAAUAUAAAUAUAAAUACAAAUAUACAUAUAUAC
Molecule: messenger RNA, 1206 nt
Organism: Boleophthalmus pectinirostris (great blue-spotted mudskipper)
Lineage: Eukaryota; Metazoa; Chordata; Actinopteri; Gobiiformes; Gobiidae
Gene: tm4sf5
Product: transmembrane 4 L six family member 5
Exons: 5
Coding region: 282-890 (202 amino acids)
Cellular component (GO): membrane
Source: RefSeq, a predicted model, not a curated record